This is a messenger RNA of Sinocyclocheilus rhinocerous, 545 nucleotides long. Its product is annotated as period circadian protein homolog 1-like. The record is from RefSeq and is a predicted model, not a curated record. Bases 91 to 465 code for a protein of 124 amino acids. The transcript has a single exon. NCBI's taxonomy places the organism in Eukaryota, Metazoa, Chordata, Actinopteri, Cypriniformes, Cyprinidae.
ACAAAUGUCGUCUACAUUCCCUCUAUGCUCCCCACCAUGAAUAUGGCUUGAUCUGCUGGCUCCUUGCUUCACUUCUUCAAACCUAUUCCAAUGUCUGAGGACUCCGAAUCCAAACCGUACCUGUUCUCCUCCCUGGAGGGGCAGAGUGAAGCAGCCGGAUGCAGUUCAAUGUCGACGCUGCAUCGUAUGGGCAGUUUCGCGGAGGGGACCAAACUUGGCCUGGCAUCUGAAGGUAGCGACAGCAGCCAAGACACUCCCGCCUCACCCCACAACAAACGGAAGAUGGCCCAUUCCCUCCAUGAGGAUGUGGAGAUGAAGAGCAGCGGGUCCAGUGGGAGUGGAACAGAGUCCCAUGGCAACGAGUCCCAUGGAAAUGAGUCCCAUGGCAAUGAGUCUGCUGGGAGUUCCAAUAGCCGAAGCAAGGAUUCGGCGCUAUUUGAGUCAUCGGCAAGUAACAAAAGGUAAUUUUGUUAUAUUCUGUUUGUCUGUAUAUUUAUGGGUGCCUCAAAGGCCCUGUGUGCAUCUAAAUCAGCUCAGUAGGCAGG